AUGAAAGUCCCGCUGCAUCAGAUCGUGGGACCCUGCGACGGCCUGGUCGCCGGGCCCCCGUGCCCCCCGUGGUCGCCCCAGGGGCCGCGCAAGGGCAGGGAGGAGCGCUCGGCCCCUAAUAUUUCGGUAAGCCUCCUGCCCCUCCCCAUCCUCCUCAUUAUCCUUUUCCUCCUCCACACCUUUCCUCCUCGGAGGGAGGAGGCAGGAGGGAGACAUCGUUGCGUGUGUUGGGCCCGUGGGACCACGCAUAUCACCUCCUCCUCCUCUUCCGCCUCCUCCUCCUCCUUCUCCUCCCCCUCCUCCUCCUCCUCCUCCUCCUCCUCCUCCUCCUCCUCCUCUUCCUGCAGCCCCUCCUCCUCCUCCUCCUCCUCCUCCUCCUCCUCCUCCUCCUCCUCCUCCUCCUCCUCUUACUCCUGUUCCUGCUCCUACUCCUCCUCCCACUCCUCUUCCUCUACCACGCGCCCCUCCUCUCUCCCCCCGGGGCUUUGGCCCGGGCGGGGGGGGGCCCAGUGCAGCUGUAGCCUCCGAGCCGUUUCCGAGGACCCGCGAUCGGACAUCUACUGCCGCGUCGUGUGCUGGGCUGUCGAACUAAUCAAAGACGGGCAUCUUCUCUUCGUCGUGCUGGAGAAUGUCAAAGGAAUCCUGGGCAAGGCGGGCGCAUCCGAAAGUUUCAUUGAGCAGAUCAUCAAUGUGUUGAAGGUGGAAGUGCGAGAGUUUUUCUGGGACUACGUCGUCCUCUCCGCCAAAGACUACGGGGUCAUGUCUGUCAUGGCGGCCGAGCGUGUGGGGCAGCGUUUGAAGCUCAGCUCGAAACCAACGCCGAAGCGCAAGAGGGGCGAGUCUGACUCCAAGAAGAAACCCAGGAUUACGCUUGACGAUUACUUCCGUGAUUGA
Prorocentrum cordatum is the source of this 894-nucleotide messenger RNA. NCBI's taxonomy places the organism in Eukaryota, Dinophyceae, Prorocentrales, Prorocentraceae. The record is from the annotation of a GenBank genome assembly.